Messenger RNA from Zea mays, 1786 nucleotides. RefSeq names its product beta-fructofuranosidase 1. The transcript has 3 exons. Lineage: Eukaryota; Viridiplantae; Streptophyta; Magnoliopsida; Poales; Poaceae. Gene Ontology annotation, biological process: carbohydrate metabolic process. The record is from RefSeq and is a predicted model, not a curated record. Gene Ontology annotation, molecular function: beta-fructofuranosidase activity. The coding region runs from base 155 to 1786 and encodes 543 amino acids.
CUCGUACGUGCCGCUGCCGGCCGCCGACGCCGCGUCUGCCGACGUUUCCGGCGCCGGCAGCAGGAGGCAGGCCCUCUGCGCGGCGGCGCUCGGGCUCCUCGCCGUGGCCGCGCUCGCCGGCGUCGUCCCCGUCCCCGGCCGCGGCGCGGUGGGAAUGCCAGAGACGGCCUCGUCGCCGAGGAGCAGCAGCAGGGGCCCCGAGGCCGGCGUGUCGGAGAAGACGUCCGGCGCAUGGGACGGCAGGAUCCGUGGCGCGGCGGCGGCGGGCGGCGGCGGGAACGCGUUCCCGUGGAGCAAUGCCAUGCUGCAGUGGCAGCGCACGGGCUUCCACUUCCAGCCGCAAAAGAACUGGAUGAACGACCCCAAUGGCCCCGUCUACUACAAGGGCUGGUACCACCUCUUCUACCAGUACAACCCCGACGCCGCCGUCUGGGGCAACAAGAUCGCGUGGGGCCACGCCGCGUCCCGCGACCUCGUCCACUGGCGCCACCUCCCGCUGGCCAUGGUCCCCGACCACUGGUACGACACCAACGGCGUCUGGACGGGCUCCGCCACCACGCUCCCCGACGGCCGCCUCGCCAUGCUCUACACCGGCUCCACCAACGCCUCCGUCCAGGUGCAGUGCCUGGCCGUCCCCGCCGACGACGCCGACCCGCUGCUCACCAACUGGACCAAGUACGAGCGCAACCCGGUGCUGUACCCGCCACGCGGCAUCGGGCCCAGGGACUUCCGCGACCCCACCACGGCGUGGCUCGACCCCUCGGACGGCGCCUGGCGCAUCGUCAUCGGCUCCAAGGACGACCACGACCACGACCACGCGGGCAUCGCCGUCGUCUACCGCUCCAGGGACCUCGUGCACUUCGACCUCCUCCCGGGCCUGCUCCACCGCGUCGUAGGCACGGGCAUGUGGGAGUGCAUCGACUUCUACCCCGUCGCCACCACCGGCGGCGUCGACAUGUCCGACACAAGUAUCGGCACGAACGACGUCCUGCACGUCAUCAAGGCCAGCAUGGACGACGACCGCCACGACUACUACGCGCUCGGCAGGUACGACGCGGCCGCCAACGCCUGGACGCCGCUGGACGCCGCCAGGGACGUCGGCCUCGGCCUGCGCUACGACUGGGGCAACUUCUACGCGUCCAAGACCUUCUACGACCCGGCCAAGCGCCGCCGCGUGCUGUGGGGGUGGGUCGGCGAGGCCGACUCGGAGCGUGCCGACGUGUCCAAGGGCUGGGCGUCGCUGCAGGGCGUCCCGCGGACGGUGCUGCUGGACACCAAGACGGGCGCCAACCUGCUGCAGUGGCCCGUGGAGGAGGUGGAGACGCUGCGCGCCAACUCCACCGACCUCAGCGGCAUCACCGUCGACCACGGCUCCGUGUUCCCGCUCGACCUCCGCCGCGCCACGCAGCUGGACAUCGAGGCGGAGUUCCAGCUGGACCGCCGCGCCAUCGCCGCGGCGCUGGACGACGACGUGGGCUACAGCUGCAGCACCAGCGGGGGCGCCGCGGCGCGGGGCGCGCUGGGCCCCUUCGGCCUGCUCGUCCUCGCCGACCGCCGCCGCCGCGGCGAGCAGACGGCCGUCUACUUCUACGUGGACGGCUCCCUCGCCACACACUUCUGCCAGGACGAGUCCCGCUCCUCCCGCGCCAACGACGUCGUCGGCAGCGCCGUCCCCGUGCUGGAGGACGAGGCCACGCUCUCGCUGCGGGUGCUCGUCGACCACUCCAUCGUCGAGAGCUUCGCGCAGGGCGGAAGGUCCACCGCCACCUCGCGCGUCUAUAGCUAG